This is a messenger RNA of Aethina tumida (small hive beetle), 3395 nucleotides long. RefSeq lists its product as uncharacterized. Gene Ontology annotation, molecular function: sequence-specific DNA binding. The record is from RefSeq and is a predicted model, not a curated record. NCBI's taxonomy places the organism in Eukaryota, Metazoa, Arthropoda, Insecta, Coleoptera, Nitidulidae. The transcript is spliced from 8 exons. Bases 339 to 2354 code for a protein of 671 amino acids.
UGGCCCCUCUGGUAGCAUCCACAUCUCCGCCGCAAAAUCGAUCCGGCGAGGCGGUGGCGGAGAGACGCUCGUGACGUCACCGGUGCUCAGGGACGUGGUGGGGGAGGCGGUUUUCAAGCCACUCGAAACCCAAACGCUUCGGCCGCGGCCAGUGAGUUUUGGGUACGGGUGUUGUGUACCUUCGCGCGUCGUCAGAUGCGAUCACCGCACGAGCGGAAGGUCGGUCAGUGUUCCGUUUUGUGAUCAGUUUGUGCCCGUCACUGUGACAGUGCCACCGUCCAUUCGCCGGUGGACACGUGAAACGUUCCCCCUGAAUAGAGUAAACGUUGAUGUAAAAAAUGCCCCAGUGCGCGGUGGUGGGAUGCAACAGCACCCAUCGCAAAACUAAGGGCGGCACGAUCCGCUACCAUCGUUUUCCCGGCGACGCGAAAACGCGUUCGAAAUGGAUCCAAGCGUGCGGCAAGGAGCUGAACAACUGCUCGACGGCCAGGAUCUGUUCGAGACAUUUCACCGACGAGAGCUACGAACGGGACGUGCAACACGAACUGUUGGGUCUGCCGACCAGGUGUCGGUUGAAGAAGGGCGCGUUGCCCGAAAGGAACUUGCCCACCGAUUUUUUGAAGGAGGAGAUCGUUCUGGAGACGGCGAUCGAUAUACUGCUUGCGGUCGGUCUGGUGCCCAAGAGCGGGAAGAUGUUCGGAGGGUUGCCCGAGGAUUUAAAUAAAAUGCACAUCAUGGAAGACGUCCGCGAAGGUUGCAGCGUCCAGCCGUCGUCUCCCGGACACGCGGAACAAAGGACCAACAAGGAAGUGAAAGCGGAAUCUAACGCAGAAAACGGUUACAAAUCCGACAGUCUGCAUACCGAAAUAGACUUGUAUAACGGUGUGAAGGAGGAGUGCAAAGACGAGAAAUCGGAAUCGGCUCCAGAAGCUCAAGAAUCGGAAAAGUCCCACGGCUCCAAUCAUCUCAAUGACGAAACUAACAGCAACAGUUCGGGGGAGAAUCAAGGCAGCAAAAGAAAAUCAGAUGGCGAGGAGUCGCCGGUGAAAAGACUGCGUUCUGACAUCCAGGAGAAUUUCAAUGCCAGAGAGAAGAUAUUCAACGACUACAUGGAGAUGGUGGACUGUUCGUCAAUCGACAAAAUCGAAUCUCAUUCGGAGCAGAUCCUCAGCCAGAUACGCACUUUAAAUGAACUAGCGAAGGAAAAGGAACGGGAAUGGAACACUAUAAUCCAUCAGAAAAAAAUAAAGGAGGAACUUCUGUUGCGAUUGCAGAGAAAGAAACAGAUUAUGCGACUGAAUGACAGCUCUGAUAUGCUGGACGAGACGGAAGAUCGUUUCUCCAGCUCGCAGAGUUUACUGAAACCGGAGCUGCGCAAUCCCAACUCGAUGGAGAGGUUCAAGUUCAGGACUAUAUUGCCGAAGAGUCAGAACGGACAAGAUUUGGGAUUGGUGGACUUCCGGCAAGGCAAAAGACAAGUGGUUGACGUACAAUCCUUAAUAGCAGACUACAGACAAAGACAUCCGGAGGCUGUGCCCAGAAGAGGCAGGAGAAUCAGGACGUUACAAGGGGAUUCGAGGAACAGCAUCGUUAAUUUGGCCCUGGGAUCAGGUGCUGAAAUCAAACAUAACUCAUCAAAUGAUGAGUUGGGGAUGCUCGUCAAUUCUGGGAGACUUGGAACUGAUUUGUCGGGAAAAGACAGUGGUCCAUUCAAGGAUAUGUUGUUGCAGCUGGCCCAACUGUCACAAACCGAAAGGAACGAGUUCUUCCAAAACGUCGCGAAUAAACCACCUCCACCAUAUCCUGAAGUUACCGUUCACCCAGUUCCUACUUCCACUUCAACCCCUCAUACUAAUUCAUUACUUCAUGGUAUCCUGACAAAGAGCCCUCAAAAACAAAACAGCAAAACAUCGUUCAGUCCUACUUUAGCGAGGCUGUUGACUGCACCAGAAAGAGCGAAUAGCAACCACUUAACUUCAACUCCCACAAUCUCGGGCAAUUCGUUGCUGCACGGCAACAACAUGUCGAUAUCCGAGAUUUUAUCCAGCAACAAAGCCCGUAAUGAAAUAACAAUCACUCCAGUCGGCAGCUAUGAAACUUCCACUAAAUCCAAAAACGAUGACGAAGAGGGCGAGGAUAAUGCAGACAGGUUGGUCAUAGACGAAAGUUCGGAAGCUAUGGACGGUAGAAGAGGUGACAACAGUUCUGAUGCUGGUGAUGAAGUACCCCAAUGCCAAGGCUGCAAUCUAAAACCGGCUCAGUUCGUGUGCGCAGGUUGUGGUAAUCAGUGGUACUGUAGUCGGGAUUGCCAGGUUGCCGCUUGGGAUGAGCACUCAGAAAUUUGUUCCGGAUAAGCUGGAAAUGACAUUACCUAUUUUUAUCUUAUAUAUUGUAAGUUAUUCGAAUAUUGUACAAAUAUUUUAUUUAUAUUUCCAUAUUUCAUGCAAUCAGAUUAGUUCUGUUUUUACAUUUUAUAAACAUUAUAUUUAUUUAUACCAAAGAAAUCCAAAGUUGUCUUAGAACAGAAGUAUUUAUUGUUCAUGAACAUACCAAAUAUCAAAAUAAUUACGGUUACAGAUACAGUACUUAGAAAUAUAGCUUUUGUACAUCGCAUUCUGUUCUAAAAGUAUGUAAUGUAGCAUAUUUUUAUACUUGCUAAGGCAAUUAAUACUAGAGUUCAAAAAUAUACAAUAUUGUAUUAUAUGAUAUAGUUAUUAUAUAAUUAAUAUUAUUGUACCUAAAUCGGGCAAAAGUAAAUCAAAAAAUAAUCAAAAUACUUCUGUGAAAAUCAAAUAUUUUCACUUUUGACAAAUAUUAUAAAGCAUUUUACUUUUGUCCAUGAAUAUUCUAAAUAGUGUCAGCUUUUUAAUGCCGUAAUACUAUAUACAAACAAGUUGUCUGUCAUAGAAUUUGAAAAUUAAAACGUUUGUCUCAAUUCAUCAGAUUACGUAAAAUUUUCUGUUUAACUCAGUGUUCUCAUGACAGUCAACGUGUUAACUUGUGAACUGUGUAGUUUCAGUUUCAAAUUAGUAAAUAACAGGGGUAUGUAAAUUAGUAUGAUUCUUUUUAUAAAAACAUUUCAUUUAAGUGCAUAAAUACUUCGUUUUUACAAAGGGCAAUUACUGAAAUUCUAGUAUAGUAGUACAAUAUAUUCAUUUAUCUUCCUAUAAUUAAAUAUAAUUUAUACUAGUCAUGUAAUUAAUAGUUACCUAUUUGUAAUUUUUGCAAUUUAUGUUUAAGUGUUGUGAAAGUGCCAUUAUGUUAGAGUUGUACAUACAUAUUUAGUUUCUUGUGUUUUUUGAAAAAGAAAAAAAUUGUAAGAUACAAUUCUGUGAUAUCCUAAGUGUGGAUCAACGAUACUUAACUUGAAAUAUAGACGGUAUCUUUCAUAUAGA